AUGAUUUCUAUGACUAUAAAUAGUCGCUUCUUCGUCUCAUCCCUCUUAACUUCUCUAUCCUUCGUCGACUACCUUUCCUUAUCCUUCUCUUAUUUCUCUCUCGUCAACCAGGGUCCUCCGCACAGGAUUGGCCCACUGGUGGGCUCCGAUACAGCCCAUUCUUCCCCCCUCAGUGCCCGACCAAGUCAGGCACAGCGCGAGGUCAGCGCGCUCAAUGCAAAACUGACCGAUGCCGAAGCGACAAUCUAUCGGCAAGAGAUGGAGCUGGACCGGGCCAAGUCCCAGGCCUCGGCCCUCCAAUCUCAAAUAAAAACCAAGCGAGCCACCACUCGCUUCGUCGAACAAGACAAGAUGGACCAGAUGGUCCGUCAAUCGACUACCAACCGGGCGCGCGAUAUCGAUGGCCAAUUCAAGGCCAUUGAGAGCAGAUUAGACCAGGUCUAUGGGGACCUGGAGCGCGCGUAUUGA
This is a messenger RNA of Penicillium crustosum, 468 nucleotides long. RefSeq lists its product as uncharacterized. The record is from RefSeq and is a predicted model, not a curated record. The transcript has a single exon. The coding region runs from base 1 to 468 and encodes 155 amino acids. NCBI's taxonomy places the organism in Eukaryota, Fungi, Ascomycota, Eurotiomycetes, Eurotiales, Aspergillaceae.